UUUGUUCGGUCGGUUCAUCUAACAGAGACAAUACAAAAAUCAAUGACAUAAGAUAAACCGGCAUUUGAAUUUACACAGUAACUCGUUUACUCGGUAUUGCUGCGGAAGUGAAUAAUUGGAGAAAAGCAUUGCGCGAUUGCACCAAUGUUUUGAACGAUUACCGGUUGAGCAGUUGCGCCAGUGUGUUGCAAUGUACGAAUGCCGCCGCAUUGGCUUGCUGGUUUUCGUGAAUAAACGGAUAUGUAAAUAACAUCGGAAUUGUUGUUCAUCGCGUCCAGGCGUCUGCACGCACGUGUUAUUCACACGGUAUUACUAACAAGUGAAUUUUGGCACGCCUGCAUUGCUGGAUCUUCAAGUUAUCUGGAUACUUGACGAUGGAAAAUCGAAGGUUGAUUGACGACGGAGACUAUAUUGAUGACACAAUCGAUGUUGAAGUUAGGGAUCCAGCCUCAAGUAGAAGUACUUCACAGAAAGAAAAAGAAUCUGUCAAGUCUGUUCCUUACUACAGACUGUAUCGUUAUGCCGACUGUUUGGACGUUUUUAUGAUAAUUCUUGGCACAAUCACAUCCAUAGUUCAUGGCACUGGGCUUCCUUUAUUGAAUAUAUUCUUCGGAACAAUUACAAAUUCUCUCACAGAAUAUGGCAAGUUUCAGACAUGUCACUUCAACUACACUAUGUGUAUAAAUAUGGGACUCUAUAAUGGUACUGAAACGCAAUUUGAUAAAGAUGCAGCAAAAGCAGAAGAUUUGGAAGGAAAUGCUGUUGCUUCAAUUGUUUAUCUCGCGUACAUAGGAGCUGGUGUUUUUGUUUGUGCUUCAUUGCAAGUUGGAACAUUCUGCUUUCAAGCAUCUAGACAAACAAAUAAACUCAGAGUUGAAUAUGUGAGAUCUGUUCUGCGACAAGACAUUGGUUAUCAUGAUUUGAAUUCUUCUGGAGAAAUCAAUUCUAGACUAUCAGAUGACAUAAAGAAGAUUUAUGAUGGAAUGGCCGAUAAAUUGUCAAUUUCUAUUCAAAAUUUAGCUAUGAUAGGAGCUGGUACCACCAUCGCUUUCCUGCAUUCAUGGAAACUCUCACUUGCAACAUUGGCAGUUGCUCCUCUUAUAGUUAUAUGGACUGCUUUGGUCUUUCGUUUGACAGUCAAGUAUACUGCAAAAGAAUUAGAUGCAUACGCCGGGGCAGGUUCAGUUGCAGAGGAAACAAUAUCCGCUAUUCGUACUGUAGUUGCUUUUGGAAUUCAAGAAGAAUGCCAGGAGAGGUAUUCAUCAAAGCUAAAGGAGGCCAAAGUUAUGGGAAUCAAAAAAGGUUUUGUAACAGGCCUAAGUCUUGGAUUUCUCUAUUUUUCCAUGUUUUCAAUGUACGCCAUAUCGUUUUGGUAUGGAAUCGUACUCAUUCUGGACCCCAAUGAAGAUCUAAAUGCUGGUGAUAUGGUCGUUGUGUUUUUCAACAUUCUCAUGGCUGCAUUUGCUCUUGGCACUAUUGGAAGCAACAUGGAAUAUUUUUCAUCUGCAAAGGCAGCUGCAUAUAAAGUAUUCGAAGUUGUUGACCGAGUUCCUCCGAUAGAUAUAUUUUCCAGUGAAGGACUGAAACCUGAUAUCAAAGAUGGUGAAAUCACAUUUAAAAAUGUCAGAUUUUGUUAUCCUUCAAGACCCGAAGUCGAGGUUUUGAAGGGCAUAAGUUUCACCGUUGAGAAGGGCCAAACUGUAGCUUUGGUUGGUCAAAGCGGUUGUGGAAAAAGUACAUGUGUCAGUUUGAUUCAAAGAUUUUAUGAUGUUGCGUUGGGAUCAGUUGAGAUCGAAGGUGUUAAUGUUCGUCAUAUAAAUGUAAAAUGGUUGAGAGACAAGAUAGGAGUUGUGGCACAAGAGCCUGUAUUAUUCAAUACAACUAUUGCUGAAAAUAUAAGAUGGGGAAGAGAAGGCGUCACACAAGCUGAAAUUAUAAGAGCUGCCAGACAAGCUAAUGCAUUGGACUUUAUCAACUCAUUACCUAAGAGAUUCGACACUUUAGUUGGUGAAAGUGGUGGUCAAAUGAGUGGAGGACAAAAACAAAGAAUAGCAAUUGCUCGAGCGAUAGUUCGGGAUCCAAAAGUAAUGUUACUAGAUGAGGCUACAUCAGCUUUGGACACUGAAAGUGAAUCCAUAGUACAAGUUGCGCUGGAUAAAGCAGCUGCAGGACGUACUACCAUUGUAAUCGCUCAUCGCUUGGCAACGAUUCGAAAUGCUGAUAAAAUUGUUGUCUUCGAUGGAGGUGAAAUUGUUGAGGUUGGAACACACGCCGAGUUGAUGCAAAUUGACGAGGGAGUUUACGCAAAUCUCAUUAACAUGCAAACCGUCAAUACAGAUAAAAAUGCAAUAUCUCCUAUACCAGAAGAUGGAGCUCAUCGUACACUUCACACUCAAGUAAGCGUCAAAUCUGCCAGAAAAUUGAGACGACGAAUGUCUUCAAUGUCGUCUGCUUCAUCUCAUCCUGAUCAUGAUGUUUAUGAGGAUGGUGAGACAGAGAUAGAGGAAGAAGAAGAGGAAGAUCUUCCUGACGCUUCUAUCAAGAGGAUGUUGAUUCUUAACAGGCCAGAAUGGUGUUAUAUUAUUUUUGGAUGUUUCUUUGCAUUCAUUGCGGGCUCUAUUGAUGCUUUGACUUCAUUGAUAUUUCCGCAAGUAUUUACCAUAUUCACCAUCGGAGGUAAAGAACAACAAUUACAUCAAGCUAUGAUUUAUGCAAUGAUGUUUCUAGGACUUGGAGGUCUAGCACUGCUCAGCUACACAACUGAGGGUGGAUUGUUUUCCAAAUCUGGCAUGGAGUUGACGACGAGACUUAGGAAAAUAGCAUUCAAAACAAUGCUACGACAAGAUAUUUCUUAUUUUGAUGAUCACAGGCAUAGUACCGGUGCUCUUGCUACUAGACUGGCUACCGAUGCAUCAAGGGUACAAGGAUGUACUGGUAUCAGAUUAGGAAGCAUCUUGAAAAAUUUGUCAGCACUUGGUGUUUCUAUUGGAAUCGGCUUUGCUUUUGGUUGGAAAUUGACACUUGUGUCUCUGGCAUUCAUUCCUUUUGUCAUUGUCGGUGGAUUUUUGGAAAUGUCUUUGCUUGUUGGUGAAGGCGAAAAAGAGAAACAAGCUUUUGAGGAUGCUGGUAGAAUAGUUUCAGAAGCGACACAGAAUAUCCGUACUGUCGCAUCAUUGACAAAAGAAGAAACUAUUUGUCUCUUGUACAAACAAAGAUUAAAAGUACCAGCCAGGAAUGCUAAUAAAAAAGCAUUAAUAACUGGUCUUGGGUAUGGAUUCGCUCAAUGCGUUUUCUAUUUUGGAUACGCCGGAAUACUGAGAUAUGGAGUUUUUCUUGUGGGGAAAAAUGAAAUGGAAUUCGAGAAUGUGUUCAGGGUUUUGUUUGCGAUUAUCUUUGGAGCGAUGUCUGCUGGUCAAAACAGCUCAUUUGCUCCUGAUUAUGCAGAAGGCAAGGUUUCUGCGAAAAGAAUGUUCAAACUUUUUGACAGUGUUCCCAGUAUUGAUAUUUAUGAUGAGAAUGGACAUGAACCGCACAAUUGCAAAGGAAAUAUUGAGUUUAGGAGUGUUCAGUUCACAUAUCCUACAAGACCCGAUUUAUUGGUUUUGAAAGGAUGCGAUUUCCAAGUACCAUCUGGUUGUACACUUGCUCUAGUUGGACAAUCAGGUUGUGGAAAAUCUACAUGUAUUCAACUUAUUGAAAGAUUUUAUGAUGCGGUGGAAGGAGAAGUAACGCAGGAUGCAUGUGAUGUCAAAAAUCUCAGAGUAACGUGGCUUCGACAACAAAUUGGGAUUGUUUCUCAAGAACCAGUUCUAUUCGAUAUGACUAUCAAGGAAAAUAUAUUAUUCGGGGAUAGAACGAGGUCAUAUACAGAUGAUGAAGUGAAAACAGCUGCAGUUAAUGCUAAUAUUCAUGACUUCAUUACUUCUUUGCCCGAGGGUUAUGAAACGAAGGUUGGAGCCAAAGGUGGCCAAUUGUCCGGUGGUCAGAAACAACGAAUUGCUAUUGCGAGAGCUUUGUUGAGAAAACCAACUAUAUUAUUACUGGAUGAAGCAACAUCUGCAUUGGAUACAGAAAGUGAAAAGAUUGUACAAGAUGCAUUGGACAAAGCAAGAGAAGGCAGAACGUGUAUCAUAGUGGCUCAUCGAUUGUCCACUGUGAAGAACGCAGAUAUAAUAGCCGUAGUGGACAAUGGCCAAAUCGUGGAAACUGGAACACACGAAGCUUUGAUCAAACGAAGAGGAGCUUAUUAUAGCCUUGUAAAUGCUCAGUUGACUCACAAGGAGGAAGAAUGAUUCAUUGUGAUGUCAUACACUGUCGAAAAGACUUUUGAAUUCGUAUGCACUUUUGAUGUGACGUUUUCAUCCAUCACAUGUCAAGGAUCAUCUGGCUCACAGACAGAGCAUGUUUUCCUAUUUUUUUACAAUCGUAGUUGCUUAAUUUGAUUUUAGAGGCAAUGUGUUAUAUUGAAAAGAGUUCAAUCAUUUUAUUAUACGUCUAUGAAAUUUUUGAUCAUUUCAAAUCAAAUUAUUUGCACUAACUGAGUGUACUGUAUUUAACUCUAUUCAUUUAAUCAGUUUACUCAAUUUCUUUUAACAUAUACUUUGUACCAUAUUAGUUUGUAAGUUAGGUGAAAAUUUAUGUUCACACAUUAUGCUUUAUUGUAGUCUGGCUUAUCUAAAUUGGUUUUCAACACGUACUUAUCCCUCCAUGCAUUAGUAUAAUUAAAUAUAUAUGAAGUUAAUUUCAGUUUGUGCUAAUUCUUAUGAAUUCUUAUUAUACCUAGCGCUAUUUUAUGUCUCUCAUCUGAUUUCCACCAAUAGAUUUAUUUUACAAUAUUAAUCGAGCAUGUUCCUAGUAUAAAUGUCCACUGUACUACUAUUCCAUAGAAAAUUUUAGCUAAUUUGUUGCUAGGUUCAAUCAAACAC
Molecule: messenger RNA, 4925 nt
Organism: Styela clava
Lineage: Eukaryota; Metazoa; Chordata; Ascidiacea; Stolidobranchia; Styelidae
Product: ATP-dependent translocase ABCB1-like
Biological process (GO): oligopeptide export from mitochondrion
Cellular component (GO): mitochondrial inner membrane
Molecular function (GO): ATP binding; ATP hydrolysis activity; ABC-type oligopeptide transporter activity
Source: RefSeq, a predicted model, not a curated record